This is a messenger RNA of Seminavis robusta, 1394 nucleotides long. NCBI's taxonomy places the organism in Eukaryota, Bacillariophyta, Bacillariophyceae, Naviculales, Naviculaceae. The record is from the annotation of a GenBank genome assembly.
UACUAGUAUGGUACCGUACCGUAGCGACAGCGCUUCCGCAUGCUGAACAACCCCAGCUGAAAAAAGUGCGGUGCAGUAAGCUUUCAGGGAGUUGACUCGGCUGCAAGGACUUGCCAAGGACGCAAGGACUGCGCAACACUGCUGCCCAAAGCACUCCUUUGCCUUAUUGCGACCGUGCAUUGAGUUCGAUCGUGUCAAUAACUCGGAGUGGUGGUCAGCAACAGCUACAUAAACAAAUCAAAGUAGCUGAAGACGACAACAAUACGGUAGGGCUCCUCGCCAUGUUUUCUUCAGCCAGCAAAAAGAAUUUUGGCACUCGGACUCCGCUUGUCCUCCGCUGCGCUGCUUUUCUUGGAUACGCCGAGAUCUCGCGACGAGGGGUGCGAUUGCUGUUUUGGGACUCUCUCAUUGGGGGUGAUGAUGUUGGUCGAAAGGUCGACGACGCUUGCUGGGCCAUUCUGCUGUUUGCAGGCGUCUACUUGGUGGAAACACUGAAUGCUCUCUUUCUUGGUUGGAUUUCCUUGCAGGGAGCGCACAUGUUCCACAUGUACGAACACCACUUGACAGGUCUUGGACUCGGUUUGGCACUUUCCGCCUAUGUUCACACCAAUGAUGAUGCCACGGUUCAAUCCUUUGUGGAUCUGGUGCAGCUUCCUCUGAGCGUUGGGUUGCUGGCGCAUUUGUGCGAAACGUGGGCCGUCGCAAGAACUUUUUUGCCCGUUCCAGACGAGAGAAAAUGGAAGGCUGUCCAACGUUUGCUGGGUGUGGUCCUCAUGGCGGCGUUGUCCAUUUGCAUUUUGACUUGUUUCCACAAGUAUCUUCAGCAACCUUCCCAUCAACAGGGAACCUCAUUGAUUGAGAUGACUGUGGUCGUAUUGUCCCUGUGUCUUGCCUGUUAUGUGCACCCUUCCUAUGUGUAUAGUCACACCAGGGCAUUGUGGAAGAUCCUACAUGAGCCAAAAUGCAGCAAGCCUUGAACAUCCAGGCUAGCGAUACGAGGAAGCUAUAGACACAACUCGGAUCUUGCUCUGCUUGGAGACCCACUGUCGGGCUGAAGCAUCAGAAUGAAUCAGCAACAUUGACUCUCCAACAACCCAGUCUCCUUGGCAGAAUUCGAUGUGCAACGAAAGUAUUCUUCUUGUAAAGAAAAAGAGCCGAUUGCUCGUAUAUGUAGUACCUUCGCAACGAUAAGUCUCUAUAAAAGAUUGUUCAAUGUACCGGUAGACCCGAGCACGGCGCUUGUAUUGCACAUUGUCCGAACUAUCUCUGUAUAGGGGUCCUGUAACUCAAGAACGAAAGAAUGGCUUUCAAGGUCCAGGAUGGAAACUCAAAGAGGCCUGUCCGUCUUGCCCAGAGAAGGUCUGAGGACUUACCUUACGAUAUGAAGUUCCUAG